Molecule: messenger RNA, 2505 nt
Organism: Protobothrops mucrosquamatus (brown spotted pit viper)
Lineage: Eukaryota; Metazoa; Chordata; Lepidosauria; Squamata; Viperidae
Product: vomeronasal type-2 receptor 26-like
Exons: 6
Coding region: 1-2505 (834 amino acids)
Biological process (GO): G protein-coupled receptor signaling pathway
Cellular component (GO): membrane
Molecular function (GO): G protein-coupled receptor activity
Source: RefSeq, a predicted model, not a curated record
AUGGUGAGAGCUUUGGCAUUGGUUGUAGUAACAUUGACAUUUCAUAUUGUUAUGAACAGGUCUUCUGUGAAAUGUUCCAAGAGUCACUCUCUUUCUAUUCUUCACAAAUACUAUUAUCCUGGUGACUUUACCAUUGGUGGCAUUCUUUCCCAGAUUUACAUAUUUUCCAAUCUAUUAAACUUUGAAGAAGAUCCUUCUGCUGAAGUAUUUGAUUUCACCAACAAUUUCCGUGCCAGGUGGACUUAUUGUGCCUCAGUCGAACUGCUCUCUACCCGGGCCAGGUUUAUCCCAAAUUAUAAAUGUGAUAUCCAGACCAAUAUAGUCACUGUUAUUGGUGGUCCUAACACUAAUGUUUGCCAUUUUAUGGCAAGCAUUUUAUGCAUCUACAAAAUUCCACAGUUUGCCUAUGGUUCAGCUGCAAUGAUGAAUGACAAAUCCCAAGAAGUUUUCCUUCAUCAGCUAUUCCCAAAUCUUGACCAUCACUAUAAGGGGAUUCUCCAGCUAUUGCUGUAUUUCCAGUGGACAUGGAUUGGUAUUAUAAAAGAUGACAUCGGAGACAGUUCCAUGGAAAACAUACUAUCCAUUUUUGCCCACGAAGGUGUCUGCUUUGAUUUUGUAGAAACAUUUCCACAAAUAGGUUUUUCUUCAGAAAUCAACUCAAUAGCAUUGGAAGGACUGAAGACAAUUAGCAUUAUUAUGGAAAGGACAGCCAAUGUAGUAUUUGUACUGAGUGAAAUUCAAAGUAUUAUGGUUUUAAGAAUUAUGCUUCAAUUCUCCAAAUUUCAUGAAAUACCAAUGAAAGUAAAAGUAUGGAUUUUCACUGCCCAAAUGGAUUUCACAUCACUUCCGCUACUACGGAGCUGGGACAUGGAUUUCAUCCAUGGGGCUCUCUCCUUUGCAGUUCACACCAAAGAUGUUUUCAGCUUCCCUCAAUUCCUUCGAACCAGAAAGCUUCCAUCAGAAGAAGAUGAUGGUUUUUCCAGGGAUUUCUGGGAAGAAGCAUUUCAAUGCUCUUUCUCUCAUUCCAAUAUAGAAACAAAGUCAGGGGGAAUAUGCACUGGAGAGGAGAAGUUAGAAACCCUUCCUGGAUCUGUUUUUGAAAUGAGUAUGACCAGCCACAGCUAUAGCCUCUAUAAUACUGUUCAUGCAGUGGCAGAAAGUUUGCAUGGUCUGCAUUCCUGGACAACGAACAAAAGGGCAAUCAAUGAAGAUGGAGGAAGAGAGCUUCUCAAUCAACAACCAUGGAAGCUUCAUCAUUAUUUGAAAAGCAACUCAUUUAAUAAUAGUAUUGGAGAAACCUUCACCUUUAGUUCGCAUGGAGAAUUAAUAGCUGGAUUUGAUAUUAUAAAUUGGGUUACAUUCCCCAAUCAAUCCUUCCAGAGAGUAAAAGUUGGAAGAGUAGCAGCACUGGGUUCUCCUGAGAAAGUAUUCACCAUCUCUGAAAAUGCCAUCAUAUGGCCCAACAAUUUCAACCAGGUUUGCCCCGUUUCUCUGUGUAAUGACAAUUGUCAUUCUGGUUAUAGUAAAACCAAGAUUGAGGGGAAACCAUUUUGCUGUUAUGAUUGUCAUUUAUGUCCAAAAGGAAAGAUUUCAAACCAAAAUGAUAUGGAAGACUGUUUUCAGUGUUCAGAAGAUAAGUAUCCCAAUGUGGAUCAGAAUCUGUGCCUUCCAAAAGAUAUCAGCUUCCUCUCAUUUGAAGAACCUUUGGGAAUUACACUCACUCUUUGGGCUCUUUUGUUUUCUAUCCUCACAGCUUUGGUGCUUUAUGUCUUCAUUAAGCACCAGGAGACUCCCAUUGUCAAAGCCAACAACCGGAACCUCAGCUAUAUUCUUCUCAUUUCUCUUUUGUUUUGUUUCCUUUGCACUUUGCUCUUUAUUGGACAGCCCACAAAGCUUAUGUGUCUCCUUCGACAAACAACCUUUGGCAUCAUCUUCUCCAUAGCCAUUUCUUCAGUUUUGGCCAAGACCAUCAUUGUGGUUCUUGCCUUCAUGGCAACCACACCAGGAGGUGGGAUGAGAAAAUGGUCUGGAAAGCAAAUGGCCAGCUCCAUUGUCCUCUCCUGCUCUUUUAUUCAAGCCUUGAUUUACAGUGUGUGGUUGGUGACUGAUCCUCCCUUUCCAGAUGUUGACAUGCACUCCCUGAUGGAAGAAAUUAUCCUGGAAUGCAACGAAGGCUCUAUCACCAUGUUUUACAUUGUCCUGGGCUUUCUGGGCUUCCUGGCUACCAUCAGCUUCACAAUGGCCUUCCUGGCCAGGAACUUGCCUGACAGUUUCAAUGAAGCCAAAUUUAUCACCUUCAGCAUGUUAGUCUUCUGUAGUGUCUGGGUGUCCUUUGUUCCAACUUAUUUAAGCACAAAGGGCAAAUACAUGGUUGCCGUGGAGAUUUUUUCCAUCUUGGCCUCCAGUGCUGGUUUAUUGGUCUGCAUCUUUUCCCCUAAAUGCUAUAUCAUUGUAGUGCGGCCUGAACUGAAUAACAAGGAACAAUUAAGAAGACGAAAGUCAUAG